Messenger RNA from Cylindrotheca closterium, 546 nucleotides. Lineage: Eukaryota; Bacillariophyta; Bacillariophyceae; Bacillariales; Bacillariaceae. The record is from the annotation of a GenBank genome assembly.
AUGUUCUACGUCAAGCAGUUAGAACAUGAAAUUGUUCUAACGCCGGUUCACUUUGGACCCAAACUGAAGGCUACCAUUGUCCGCUUACUGAAGGAAGAAGUAGAAGGGCUUGCGCUUGCCAACUACGGAUAUGUGGUCAAUGUCAUUGAAGUCCCAGAAGAUCAGAUCAAGUCUGGAAUCAUCGAGUACGAUUCGGGUGAUGUUGUGUUUACUGUCAAAUACACAGCUUUGCUAUUGCGCCCGUUUAUCAAUGAGGUUUUGGAUGCAGUGGUCACCCAAUGCAAUGCGCUCGGAUUCUUUGCCUUUUGCGGUCCUCUCCGUAUUUUUGUCUCCAAGCAUUCCAUGCCUGAAGAAAUGUUCAAUGGAUUUGAUGGGAGUAAAGAUGCAUGGAUCAGUGACGAUAAAGAAGUAGUAAUAUCAUCUGGGUGUGGUGUGAGAUUAAGAAUCAAGGGAAGAACUGUGGAACAAGGCAAUAUUACGGCAAUUGGAACUAUCAAGGACAAUUAUCUGGGACAAAUCGAUGAUGGUGAAACGAUGGAAUCAUAA